Messenger RNA from Fusarium odoratissimum NRRL 54006, 4267 nucleotides. RefSeq lists its product as uncharacterized. Bases 1465 to 3891 code for a protein of 808 amino acids. The record is from RefSeq and is a predicted model, not a curated record. The transcript is spliced from 5 exons. Gene Ontology annotation, molecular function: DNA binding; zinc ion binding; DNA-binding transcription factor activity, RNA polymerase II-specific. NCBI's taxonomy places the organism in Eukaryota, Fungi, Ascomycota, Sordariomycetes, Hypocreales, Nectriaceae. Gene Ontology annotation, biological process: DNA-templated transcription; regulation of DNA-templated transcription.
CAAAAGCGGAACAACCCUCUGAUAACAUAACCUGAAGAGGUUGAGCGCACCUUCCGAGUUCUACCUCAGGCAGAACCAGAAAGAGCUCUUUCAUUCGGCCACCUAAUCAUUUUCUCAACUUUGAUCUCCAUCUCUCAUCAACGCUCUUUAUAUUUCCCUAUAGAGCCUCCAUAUCCGCGGUUCGAUCAUCGUCGGUUCCACGACAUGAAGCGUGAGACAGAGCCAGGAUCCCAGCUACGAGACAUACCAUCUACAGCAGAGUUCGCCGAGGAAACGCAGGAUUUAUUCAGCACGGUAACAGGGCAUCAGGCAAAUUAAAGCUACAGUCGGAAAGCUUCGCCGUGGUUCUAUGCCUCUAUUUGAACCGGCCCGAACCUGGUAAUCGAGCGCGACGAUAAUCGUGAUCGCAAUCGCAAGAGAUUCCCAUACCGGACAUAGCCAAUCUUCAUCGUCCCAUUUCUCACACAUCCCUACAAUCAAUCAGUUCUCAUUUCACUCCUAAUUUGUUCAACUUCCGUUACAUGCGCAAAAUUUCCGCUUUCGGUCUCAAUUUGACUUCAACAUCUUCAAUUGUUCGACUCAAAUAGUUGCCAAUCCACGUUGUGCAUGGACCACAGCGCCCAACUUUUGGUCUCUGUUGCCGGCGCAAUCGACGAUUGAGUGGACACCAAGUAUACCAGUACUUCUUAGCAACCUUGUUAAUCCCUCUUGAGAACGCAAAUUGCGACAGAAAAAAGAGAAACAAUAUUGCGCGCUUCAAAGCGCCAUUGAUCUGCGACUCCUGCAAGCCUUCAUUUUCUCUCCCUUGACUCGCGGAGUCGGCCUCGAGCUCCCUCGAACCCCCCGGUCGCGUAUCCUCGACCUUGUGAACUUCCAAAGCUCACCUCUAGUUCGGUUACUUCGUGCUAGAGCCUAGCACUCUACUAGCUAGUCGACGAAUGCGCAUUGCCCGGGGUUUUUACCCAGAUUUGACCUACGACUCGCUGCGACUGGUCUUGAUGCAAUUGUAAGAGCUUAGGUGGGCCAUCUUCAACCGUCUUGUCUCCGCAUCGCAUUCUCCCCGCUACAAGGCCGCCGUGACGCGACUGAGAAAGCAGAAGUCAUUCAGGUACCAACAGCCCAAAGUCAUCUUCGCUUCUGGCGCCAAAAAAUCAGCCCUGCAUUUUUUGCGGUGACCAGAGGAGAACAAGGCGAGAGUUCAAGCUUCAAGACUCAGGUUGUAACUUUGACGACACCAUCGCGAAUCCCCUCGCAGCAUGUCAGACUGCGCCGUGCCCUCCGCCGUCGCCCCUCCAAGACCUCAUCUCACCCGAAGCUCUUCGAGCUGAAGGUUGGAGCUCACAAAGCUUCACGACGGACGCCUGGUUCCAUACACACGACAAUAGCGAAACAGCGAACCUUUCCUCUGUCCCACAAACUUUUGUAACUUUGCGAUAGCCUGCGCUCAGGCUCGUUUUUCGAGUGAUGGAUGUUGACAACGAAUAUUCAGACGCUGGCAGUCAACGACAACCCAGUGCUGAACACACGCCGCAAGGAGCUACUGCGCAGGUUGGGGGAGCUUCCUCACAAGGGAAUCCUACCCCCACCUCAGUUCACUCCUCCAAUACGCCCUCGACUGCAUCUGGUCCUGCAACAGCCAACGUCACCCAUACACAAAACUCGAAACGUCGCCGAGGGCUGGGUGUUGUGACGCCCAAUGCCUGCACAGAAUGCCGCAAGAAGCGCGCAAAGUGCGAUGGCAAAAAACCGUGCGGACGAUGUAGAGCACAGAAAGAUGCCGAAUGUGUAUACGAGAUUCCCGUGCGCCAGUCGAAGGAGAACCUCCGAACCGAAAUCGAAACUCUUCGACAGAAGCAGCGUUCGAGUGACCAAGUCUUCGCUGCUCUUGUCCGACCAGAACUAUGGGAAGAGGUUUUAACCCGCCUUCGGGGCGGCCAACCCAUCGAAACCAUUUCAGAAUGGCUCGCAAGCGCACCACGCCCUGGGGAGCGUUCGAUAUCUUCGUUUCCUCCCCGUUCCGAGGCGCCUACCAUGGGCCCUAACCCGGGGUUCCCAGGAGGUGGACUGGGUACAUUGGCAGCCAUGAGCCUUGGUGCGAACCAUCAACAGCCACAGCAGUCUUCCAUGAGGCCCGAGAUGGGUCAGCAUAGUCCCUGGCAAUCUUCCUUCAGCCAAACCGGAUCAACGAGGAGCAACUCACAUCCCGACGUCAUGAACUGGCAGACAGAUAUGCGAGGACCGCCACAAAAUCGAGUUGGGUCUUGGGCCGAAGGGAUGAAUCCAGAUCAAAUCUCGGACGGUCUUCCACGAUAUCGUGGAGUUGAACAGAUCCUGUCACCGUUGAAUGAACCGGGGCUGCGAACACCGUCUUCAACCUGGACCGUGAUUACCGGCGAUAGCGUUCUUGUUCAACAUCUUCUGGCGUUGUAUUUCUGUUGGGAGUAUCCAACAUUUGCGUCCCUGAGCAAAGAACACUUUCUACAGGAUUUCCAGGAAGGACGGAAUCGAUAUUGUUCACCGAUACUGGUGAAUGCCCUUCUUGCAUUGGGGUGCCGCUUUUCGACACAGCCCAUGUCUCGAGCCAAUCCCAACGACCCUUAUACGUCUGGCGACCACUUCUUCAAGGAGUCAUUGAGACUAUUUGCCCAGGAAACGGAUCACCAUUCCCUUACAACUAUCCAAGCUUUGGGGAUAAUGUCGAUCCGAGAGGCUAGUUGUGGGCGAGAUUCAGAGAGUUGGUAUUACGCUGGGCAGAGUAUUCGACUCGCCAUUGAGAUGGGACUUCACCGGAUAAUGGACGAAGGAGAUGAAGAUGAACUCGCUGUGCAGUCAGCAACCUUCUGGGGUGCUUUUGCGCUUGACCAUGCAUGGUCCCUCGCCACAGGCUCAUUACCGCAAUGCUCCUGCUUCCCUCACCUACCACCAAAGCCUGCGAUAAUAGGAGACAUCGAAGCGUCUCUAUGGGUGCCUUACACUGACGAUGGCGCUCCCUUACAACGCUCAUGCCAACAACCGUCUAACGUGCGUUCCGUAUAUAAAUGUUUCUGCGAACUCAGCGAGCUCGUACACCAAUCUCUGUACAUUCUGCAUUCCCCCGGCAAACCCCUUACAGCGAGAGAACUUUUGAACAUGUACACACAGUACCUCAAUUGGUAUGAUCGCAUACCUGAGGUCCUUCGCCUGGGGCAUAAUUUCACCCCAGCUGUGCUGUUCGCUCACAUGUACUAUCAUUUUGCGAUCCUACUCUUGUUCCGGCCUCUAAUCAAGCUACGGAUCAUUGGAUCCAAGGUCUCACCUCGCGAUGUCUGCUCACAGGCGGCCGACGCCAUUCAAGGCCUUCUAAGAUCUUACUCUUCACUCUACACCUUGCGGCGAACGCCCUCGUUCGUGCCAUAUUUUGUUCUCACAUCAGCCAUCAUGCACCUAGCGAUUGGUGCAACAACUGUCGGCUCGGAUACGACCGAGGCGGAUAUGGAGAAAGCGGUCAAGGUGGAUCCUCGUGUGGCCGAAUCCAUCACUCAAGGCAUUUCAGAUCUCACUGAGAUGGCUCCUUGCCACCAAUUCGCUGAGCAGGCUCUCAACAUACUACGUUAUUUGGCCGCAAAGUGGGACAUUGAUGUCGAAAACAACGUCGAUAAGCUCACAGCGGAAGAGUACGACCGUUUGGUCUUGCCGCAUACGGGGAGUCUCAACUUCUUCUCGCCCAACCUGAGGGACGGAGAUAUUACGUGCCAAUGGGGCGCGGGACCAUUCAUGGGAGAACGAUCACCUUCGGUCCAGAAGACAGGAGACAAUAUGGAAAACCCCCUUUUCUGGCCUUUCCCGAUGCAAGGACGGCCGAUUCUUCCUGAUGGUGUUGAGCUGGAACAUGCAGGUUUUGCGAUCAUAUAGAAGGUUCUGGUCGUCUUUCAGUUGUGCAUCCUGCUUAUAUAUAUCGAGUCCGUACACGACGACAGGUAUCCCGGGGUUUUGGUCGGUGUUCUUACCAGGCGAAAUGGGGUCAAAGGCAAAGGAAUGCGGCGGGCAUUUUCCGGCGAAAGGGGGCUUUGGUCUGUGGAGUCAUUAUCGCGGGUUCCAAAAGCGAUUUGUUAUGAGGUGUACCAACACUUGUGUAAUAGAAAAGAGUGAUUGCAUGAUAUCAUGGAUCUUGGUCGAGUUGUUGCUUUUGGUGGGAGGGUUUGAUACACGGAAUACCCUGGAGAGGAAUAAAAUCGCCAACUCUGUCCAUGCAUAUGUUUGUUCUUUGAGGCUUGUGGUUGAUGAUGAG